Molecule: messenger RNA, 1680 nt
Organism: Halteromyces radiatus
Lineage: Eukaryota; Fungi; Mucoromycota; Mucoromycetes; Mucorales; Cunninghamellaceae
Product: Rec8 like protein-domain-containing protein
Exons: 7
Coding region: 18-1625 (535 amino acids)
Biological process (GO): synaptonemal complex assembly; mitotic sister chromatid cohesion; replication-born double-strand break repair via sister chromatid exchange
Cellular component (GO): cohesin complex; synaptonemal complex
Molecular function (GO): chromatin binding; protein binding
Source: RefSeq, a predicted model, not a curated record
CUUUUUCACUCUAUAUAAUGUUAUCAGAUCAACUUACAGUGAAGCAAGGUCCUCUUUCUCGUAUCUGGAUGGCCUCCCAUUGGGAACGAAAAAUAUCCAAAGCUCAGUUUUUACAUACCAAUCUUAAUACUGCUAUAGAUUAUAUUUCCAACAAUCAAACACAGGAACCUAUUGCUCUUCGUAUUUCUGGUCAACUUUUAUUAGGUGUUGUUCGUAUUCAUUCUCGAAAAACUCGAUACCUUUUAGAAGACUGUAAUGGUGCUCUAUCAAAAAUCAAAACGGCAUUCAAACAAGGAAAUGUUAACAUGGCAGAAACAGCCAAUUUGAAAGCCAAUAUGGAUUCCAUCACUUUACCUGAACGGUUAGAUGACUUUGAUCUUCUUUUACCUGAUACUCCAUGGAUAAGCGAGCUCAAUGGACGUGAUCCUCUUCUUGAUAAUCUUCUUACUCAAGAUAUCACUUUAAUGGAUACUCAAGAUACUUUUCUCUCUUUCAAUGAAGCUAUUGAACAAGGACGACUUUUGGAUCAAGCAGAACAUCAGCAUAUCGGUGAUUUUGGUACAGGACAAAUGAAUGAAAUUGAAAUGGCACGUCGUGACAAUGAACCUGAACUUAUUGAUCGUUCGUUUUCUGCUGAUUUGAAUGAUGGACCACUCAACAAGCUUGAACAGUUGGAUAUUAAUAAACAAGGUGAUACACCAAUGGAUCAGGAUGGACUAGACUUCGAUUUCGAUUUUGGUGAUGAUGAAGGCAAUAACAAUACAAACAUUCGGGAUCAAACACCUCUUCCUGAAUUUCAUUUACCAUCACAUGCUGCUGAUCAUAUGGAUAGUUCAAUAGAUACAUUGAUGCAAACAGGUAUUGUUCCUGUAUCGAACUCUGAUCAUAUUGUUUUUGGUAUGGAUGAUGAUUCAAAUAUUCAACAAGAACAAACUACACGUAGACGACGAAGAUUGGUAGUGGAUAAAGUGACUGAAAUCCCUCACGAAGAAUUGAAAAGAUACAUGCAAGAUACCUCAUCUAUUGUCAACAAGCCCAUCAAUGAAAACGCAUCCUCUAAUCAAACCAUGUCUAAGAAAAUAGACUUGAGGGUACCUUCUACAUGUAUUCAAGGCUCAGAAAUUGAAAACAUAGUGACUCGAUGGAAUCGUAAACAUCACACUUCAUUAAUCAACGACAAUAAUAUAUGGGAUGCUUCUUUGGAUGAUAUACGACCUGCAACAACACCUUACAAUGACACAACUACAGCUCUUGGUAAUGAUGAUGGAAUGGACUUUGACUUUGGAUUCAAUGAUGAUGCUGAUAUGGCAAUGGACCAGGCCAAUGUAUUUGAUACUGGGAUUUCAUUUUCUUUGAACGAGGACGAUUUGAUCGAUUCUCAAGCUUACGAAAAUUCCAUGACACAACAAUCCACUUUUGGUGCUCGUACAAAGGAAACUAUCGAUACAUUACAACAAAAGUUCCAAGGACAAAAAUCAAUUACAUUUGAUGAAUUAGCAGACAAAUCAACAUCCAAAAAAUCAGAUGCAGCAAGACUCUUUUUUGAUGUCUUAUUAUUGACCUCCAAGAAUGUGAUCAAAGUGAAUCAAGCCGAAGCGUAUGGUCCUAUUCAAAUCCGCCAAUAGUUUAGUAUAUUUUCUUUUUUUUUUUUUAUAUAUAUUAUAUAUAUAUCAAUAAAAA